AUGAAUCCACUGAGUUGGGAAGAGCAAGCAACUUGCGCAAAAGUUUAGAUUGGGAUACUGCUUUUUUCACCAGUGCAGGACUUCUAGAUCCAGAAGAGUUGUUUAUUAUAAAUAAAGGAUUUGAGAAGGUUGAAGCUGACCUAUUACCCGUAACUCAAGAAGAUCUGUGUAUGUGGAGAUAUGCACACAGAGAAUCUACAUUAGAUAGUGAUGACUUCUCUUUGGACAGCAACCAAAGCACUGAGGUUGAUUUGUUUGAAGAAAUAAGAGCAUCCAUUGAGAAAUCCAAUAUAAUGUCCAAUAUUUGCAAGUCAGUUUGCAAAUCAGGAGUUGGAGAAGCCCACAAAGGGGAAACCCACUCCUUGAAGAAACUUGAUGACAUUUCUCAAAAUAGGGUGAAAUCCACACCAACUUCUCGAAGGCAAAGUGUCUAUAUGCAAGGAUCAAAAAGAGUUAAGGAGGUUGUCCGUCCACAAAUUGUCCAGGCAUGUAUAAAUCGAAGAAAAUGAGAUUAUAUAGUUCCGUUUAGUAUUUAGUAUGCAUAAGUGUUCAUCAUCUCAAUUGCUCAAAUUGAAAGGCUGCAUUAUUAUUUAUAACUUACAAGUUACAAGUUUGUCCAGGCAUGUAUAAAUCGAAGACAAUGAGAUUAUAUAGUUCCUUUUAGUAUUUAGUAUGCAUAAGUUUUCAUCUCGAUUGCUCAAAUUGAAAGGCUGCAUUAUUAUUUAUAACUUACAAGUUACAAGUUUGUCUAGGCAUGUAUAAAUCGAAGACAAUGAGAUUAUAUAGUUCCUUUUAGUAUUUAGUAUGCAUUAGUGUUCAUCUCGAUUGCUCAAAUUGAAAGGUUGCAUU
Molecule: messenger RNA, 849 nt
Organism: Camellia sinensis
Lineage: Eukaryota; Viridiplantae; Streptophyta; Magnoliopsida; Ericales; Theaceae
Source: RefSeq, a predicted model, not a curated record